GCAAUUGAAAUUGAAGAGCUAUUCUUAGUUAUCUGGCCAGGAUGGAUCAAAAAGAGACUACCAAACGGCAUGAGAAACGGACAUUGCAAGAGACCGACAAGUUGCCUGCAACUCCAGGAACCCACAACAAUUUAACUACAUCGCCAAAAGCGAAUGAAAAGUCAUCGCCCUACGACCACACCAAUGCACCCAGCAUCUCUUCCGGCCUCCCACCAGAGCUCUGGACUAUUGUUCAAUCCGCGGCUGCCAACUUCGCACCACAGUUCUUCCUUGAGGUUAGUGAUGACUUGCUCGAGAAUCCCAACCUGACAGCCUCGUACCUCGCCCGCGCGGAGCUGUCGUAUCAGAGCUUCACAGACGCGACGUUUAACCCAAAGGCGAAGACUUCAGAAGAUUUGGCAAGCAUCAUCAAGCACCUCAGGCCUGAAUGUCGGCCGCAACUGGUUGAGGGCGGCGUUGAAGGGUACGACCUGGAAUGGACGGUCGUCCGGAAACUAAUCCCACGGAAUCCAAAACUCGACGACGCACUGAUGCAGACAUGUCACCUCUUCAUCUCCCAUCAGGACGUCACGGUCACACGCCCAAGUGGCGAGACAGCAACGGUCAACGCAGAGCGGUAUCUAGUCAUCUACAUCCCGCACGUCGACUCCCCGGAUGCCAUGCCCUUCUACCACCCCAAAGUCCGGAGCCUGGGCAUAUUGUACACAUACCUUCCUAACCAGGAGCCUAUAUCAUCACCCCUUACCUCAGCGGGACUUUUGUCCAUUCACUAUAACCUUUUUCCUUCCCACCCGCUCGACAACAGACUCUCCCGCACAGCCCUCAAGCUCCUUGAGAUCAUACACAAGCACUCACGUGGCCAACAGGGAGGGUACAAGAAGCGCGUCCACCACGACCAGAUCAUUGGACAGAAGAGAUAUCAAGAUACAUGUGCAUACUUGAAGGGCAAGUACGCAAAGCAAUUGAUCGAAAACUGGGUCGAGCAGACACUGCCGGAGAAGCAUGUCUUCGAGGAUCUGGGCAUCGCAGCCUUUCUGAUGGAGCUGUGGGUCGACAUGUACGGCGGUCCAACAGUUCCACAAAAGAUCGAUGGAGAAGAAUCGGAAAAGCGGAGAGAAAGAGCAAAAUCCAAUUUCCCCGGCUUCGUAGACAUAGGCUGCGGCAACGGCCUGCUCGUCUACAUUCUCCAUACCGAAGGCUGGCACGGUUGGGGCUUCGACGCCCGACGACGAAAGACAUGGGACACCUUCCCUUCCUCCUCCGCAUCUAAGCUUAAAGAACUCCUGCUGGUUCCCCAAAUCCUCCUUCCGAAUGAAAACGACGACGACGACCCAUCACUGUCCAACGCUCCACCAUCCCAUAACGGGAUUUUCGAAAAGGGAACGUUCAUCAUCUCAAACCACGCCGACGAACUCACGCCCUGGACUCCAUUGCUCGCAUAUCUCUCAUCCUCCCCAUUCUUAGCCAUACCCUGUUGCUCCCACGACUUAGGAGGGACUCGGUUCCGUGCGCCCGUACACACCAAGUUCCUCCAAGCUGACCCUUCCUCAAAGUCAACCAAGAACAAACAGCCCUCUGCGUAUGCCAGCCUAUGUAGUUGGGUUAGUCACCUCACGGAAGAGGUGGGAUAUGAGGUAGAGAGAGAGUAUCUACGCAUCCCGUCGACGAGGAAUAUCGCGGUCUUGGGGAGGACAAUUGCGAAUGAUGAGGAAUCAACACUAGAGAUAAGACUCGAGUUUGCUGGAGAGUUGGUAGAGAAAGAGAUGGGUGGGGCAACGACGCUUGAGCAGGUUUGGCGCAUGUGGAUCAAGUGUGGCGGGACUUUGUUAAAGCCAGGGAAGGGAGGUCAUUGAUGCAUUUGAUAUAAUGUAACACGAAGCUUAGCGUAGUCAUAAAGUACGAUAACACAAUGCAAGUCACUCAAUGGACAAUCACUGAGCAAAUUGGGUAUCAUUGGAACAUGACCACCUAAGACUGCGAAGCCGCAACUCAGGCGAGCAAUACAUUCGUAGUAUCAUCCUUCGUUUCGCCGUAUGCCACGGUAACCGAUCCCAUUUGGUGAUUCAGUAAAAGUUCGACAUGCAGAUGAUCCGUAUCUAUCCUUGUACUCCCCAAGCAAGUCUCAACCGCUUAAGAAGCAGGAGCAGCACCACGUCCCCGGCCGAAGCCACCACGGAACUCGGGCUUGAACUCGCCAGGAGCAGCGCC
Molecule: messenger RNA, 2208 nt
Organism: Cucurbitaria berberidis CBS 394.84
Lineage: Eukaryota; Fungi; Ascomycota; Dothideomycetes; Pleosporales; Cucurbitariaceae
Product: DUF1613-domain-containing protein
Exons: 1
Coding region: 42-1853 (603 amino acids)
Biological process (GO): tRNA methylation
Molecular function (GO): tRNA (uridine) methyltransferase activity
Source: RefSeq, a predicted model, not a curated record